UAGUUGUAAUUUCAUUUAAUAAAAUGGCUGACCAAAAUAGCAAUGAUGAAGAAGCAAAUAGCUCACAGCAAAGGAUGCAUGAUGUGGACAUAAAAACAUGUUGUUACAAAGACCACCCUCUAGUCAAGGGUAUGAAACUAAAAUGUAAUCACAGGAUUUGUAAAAGUUGCCACGAAGAAGCGAUGAAGAAGAGAUUUGAACAAAAGAAGCCUUUUAAAUGCCCAAGAUGCAUAAAUCCAAAAGCUUUUGAAUUGAUGAACGAUGAUAUUCCUCCUAACCUCCUUGGGCUUUUCAACAAACUACAGAAAUAUAGAGAUGUAGAAGCUAAGCUCCAUCUUCAGCACUGACCAAGUCCUGGUUGUGAGAAGUUGGUACAAGUCUGCAGCGAUGUACAAGGCGGUGAAAAUAGUUAUUUGGGAAAUGAACCUAGAGGAGUAACUUGUGAAUGAGGCCAUUCCUUCUGUGUUCUCUGCAAUAGGCCAAAACAUGAUGGGAUAAAUUGUGAAGAGUCUAAGGAGUUUUGCAGGCUAUAUGACAAUCCUAAUACUAGAAGAUGCCCUGAAUGCAAGAAUAUCUUGCAGGUGUGGAAUAUGAUGAACAAGAAGAAGGUUGAGUGCUUGGUUUGUGACACCAAGCUGGAGCCACAAGACAAGAUUCACCUCAGUCCUCUCGCAUUCACACUCACCUAUAUCUUCAUGGUAUUCAUCCUUCCAGUGUAUCUAGGAAGGAUGGUCUAUAAGAGACUUAGAGCAAGGUGGGUGAAAGACCCAGAAAUUCCAGAUGAUGAUUCACUUGAUGGAAUAGAAGAAAUCAGCGCUUCAUGUACCAAAUGUCUCUUAAUUACUGCUGCGGUCCUCAUAGGGAUCCUAGUCGGUAUUGGAGUAACCUUAGGAGGUCCUAUCUUCUGGAUCAUUGGUUACAUCAGAGUCUGCAAACUUCAUGCUGCACAGAGGAGAGAGCAAGCCAAGUUUAGAGAAGAGUUUAUUGUAAAGGAGGGAGCAGCAGAACCUUAG
Messenger RNA from Moneuplotes crassus, 1013 nucleotides. The record is from the annotation of a GenBank genome assembly. Lineage: Eukaryota; Ciliophora; Spirotrichea; Euplotida; Euplotidae.